Messenger RNA from Cyanistes caeruleus (blue tit), 10143 nucleotides. The record is from RefSeq and is a predicted model, not a curated record. NCBI's taxonomy places the organism in Eukaryota, Metazoa, Chordata, Aves, Passeriformes, Paridae.
CUAAUGAUUGGCUAAAAGUUUCUUUCUGAUUCUGUUUCAGAUGCAUCCACUUGGACUGUGUAAUAGCAAUGAUGAAGAAGACCUGUAUGAAUAUGGCUGGGUAGGAGUGGUGAAAUUGGAACAGCCAGAGUUGGAGCCCAAGCCAUGUCUCACUGUCUUAGGAAAGGCAAAACGAGCAGUACAGCGAGGAGCCACAGCGGUCAUCUUUGAUGUUUCUGAAAACCCAGAUGCCAUUGAUCAGCUGAACCAGGGCUCAGAGGACCCUCUGAAGAGACCAGUGGUGUAUGUGAAAGGUGCUGAUGCUGUCAAGCUAAUGAACAUAGUUAACAAGCAGAAAGUGGCACGGGCCAGGAUUCAGCAUCGCCCCCCACGGCAACCCACCGAGUACUUUGAUAUGGGAAUUUUCCUGGCCUUCUUUGUGGUUGUGUCUCUUGUUUGCCUCAUUCUUCUCGUCAAGAUCAAACUGAAACAGCGACGUAGUCAGAAUUCCAUGAACAGGCUUGCAGUGCAAGCACUGGAGAAAAUGGAGACCAGGAAGUUUAAGUCCAAAAGUAAGGGACACCGAGAAAGUAACUGUGGAGCACUGGAUACACUCAGUAGCAGCUCCACCUCUGACUGUGCCAUCUGCUUGGAGAAGUACAUUGAUGGGGAGGAACUGCGUGUCAUUCCUUGCACUCACCGAUUCCACAAGAAAUGUGUGGAUCCUUGGCUGCUGCAGCAUCACACCUGCCCUCACUGCCGCCAUAACAUCAUAGAACAGAAGAAGGGGAAUGCAGCUCCAAUCUGUCUGGAAUCCAUCAACCCAGCACGCGGCCGGCAGCAGAGGGUGAUUCUGCCUGUCCACUACCCGGGCCGAGUGCACAGGGCGAGCCAGAUAACAGCGUAUCCCACUCGGACAAGCAUGGACCCUCACGGAAACCCCAUCACCUUGCUGACAGUUGAGCGACACGGUGAACAGAGCCUCUACCAAACCCCGUCCCCAGCCUAUAUUCGCAGUUAUCAGCCCAUUCAUUUGGACCAUGCUUUAAACACACAUCACUGCAGCCUGGAGCACAGGGCUUACUCUCCAGCUCACAACUUCCGAAGACCCAAGUUUGGUGGACGCAACUUUUCCAAAGCGGCGUGCUUUUCCCGAUACGAGACCAUGUAUCAGCACUACUACUUCCAAGGCCUUAGUUACCCUGAGCAAGAUGGACAGCUUCCAGCUGGCAUUUCCUCAAAGGGUCCUUCCCGUGCCUUUCAGCCUGGUAGCAGCAUGCUUUUCCCUCCUGUGGUACAUGUAAUGCCCUCGUCCCGCUUGGAGAGUGGCAGUACCUCCAGCUUUAGCUGCUAUCACGGUCAUCGCUCAGUGUGCAGUGGGUAUUUGGCUGACUGCCCCGGGAGUGACAGCAGCAGCAGCAGUUCUGGUCAGUGCCACUGCUCCUCCAGUGAUUCCAUGGUUGACUGCACCGAGGUCAGUAACCAGGGGGUUUACGGGAGCUGCUCCACCUUCCGCAGCUCUUUGAGCAGUGACUAUGACCCGUACGUUUACCGCAGUAGGAGCCCUUGCCGAGCGGGUGAGGUUGGUGGUGCAAACAGGGGUGCAAUUGUGCUUUUGGAGGGCCCCCACCAGGACGAGCUUCCAGCUCACGGUCAUGGUAUGGUGGGUGCUGACUGCCGGCCUGUGCCAGCUUCUUCCUCAGGGGACCAACUGUCUAAUUGCAGCAUGGAUAUGAACUAUAGCAGUAAUUCCUCACUAGAGCACAGGGAUCCAAAUGGCACUACCUCAGAGGGAGGACCUGAGGCCGCUCCUGGUGCUGCCUUGGAUGUUAAAAGGAACUGGAAGAAUCCAGAGAUAGCAGGGUCGAUUUCAGAGCAGGCAUGCGCAUGCUGCUUUGAAUUCCAGCACUCUGCCCUGGAGCCUAGCAGUGGGACAGCUGACUGUAGUGCACUCUUCCUUAGCUCCCCUCUUUGGGGGACAUGUGGCCAAGGAAUUGAACCACAGUCAGGGAACACCCCAGGCUUGUACAGUAUUAACUCAGACCACUUACAUAGGACAGAUGGGGUAAAAUAUGAGGGGUUGCCCUGCUGCUUCUAUGAAGAGAAGCAGGUAGCCUGUAGUAGCAACAGUGGCAGUGGAGGUGGUGGCUGCUAUACAGAAGACUAUGCAGUGAAUGUGCAGUACACGCUUCCUGAUGACACCAUGCCAAACUGCUGUAAGGGUGUAUGUGAUCUGGGUCAACGCAUUCCCAUAAUUCCUGAAGACAGAGACUGUGAGCUGAUUCUACCGCCAGAGCACCAAGGGACCCACAUAGGAGGCUGUAGCUCCUGGGAUGGAACACCUGAGCUAGACACUUACCUGCACUGUCAAGGUAUUGGAGAGGUACAGGUCGAGAGGGAGGUGUGCUAUGAGGCAUCAUCAUUCCUGCGGCAGAACUACUCUCAGGAGGAGGAAACUGGAAUGCCCUUUCCCAGUCCCACUCUGAACUCACAGAAGCUUAUGAUGACCACAAAGGCCACAGGUGCUGGAUCUCAUCCCUUGGAGAGGAGCCAAAUGAGUGACUAGACCUGUCCAGAUGAUCCCAGAUGGAGAAGCGGAGCUUAUCAGAGACUCCAAAUUCUCAUGGACUUAAUUUUUUUUAAGCUUUGACAAACACACAAAAGUGGUAAUGUGGAGAAGUCCCUCCCCUGCUUCCUCUGUGUUCACAUCAGUUUGAUUGUCUCCUUUGUCCCUCCUGCCUGAAGCCUUCAGGCCUUGAUUUGUGUGCAAAGCCCAUGUGGGACAUGGUGUGGAGCAUUUCUGAGCUCUAGUGCCAUUUCUAUAUUAAUGACAAAGUGUUAUUUAUAUUUUCUUUUUAGAAGUGACCUCUUGCUGAGAGGUAACACAGUGUGUUAAAUAAGCCAGGCUAUGUGUAGAUGCUGUUAUCUCCUACUUGAAGGAGUCCAGCCUUUGAUAAGCUCAGGGCUACACCUGCCUUAGAAACCAGAUAGCACCUUGAAAUAUAGUAAUCCAGAGGGAUACAGCUGCUGAAUGGAUGCUCAGAUACUGACUAAUCCCAGUAGCAAAUCCUAGCAGCCAGCAAGUUACGAGAGCGAUUUUUGAGGGAGGUGAGGCAUUGGACUGUCUCCUUUCUCCUCUUCCCUUCUCCCCCCUUUCAUGCUGCCCUGAUGGUUUGGCUAGGAAGGUGUCCUGCCAUUAGGAUUAGUUUCAACAGAGUGGGGGUAAGGAAGCUGAUAGCUCAGAAUGUUCUCAUCCUCACUUCCUGUAUUUAAACUGUGGACCUCAUUGUAUCUUCUGACCAGUGAAGAAUGCUGGGGACCUCUCCCUCAAGCAGAUGCUCGAACAAAGUGCUUAGAAAGGGUAUUAUUACCUUUGUAGGUAAUGAACUUUUCCUUCCAUAGGAAGUUUUUCAGGCACCUGUAGCCCCUGUUACAGCUGUGAGGAAUGCUGGCAUGUGCAGGAAAACAGCUUGCAGUGUGCUUGCAGCUUUGCUGGCUCCUUUUGGAAACAGGGUUUGUUUCCUUACAGGCUGCAAGCAUGCCUAAGGGAAGCAGUGCUUGUCUCCUUUUGUGCGUGUGGGAAAGUGAGGGACUUGGUUUAAUCAUUGUUUUCUUCUUUGCUGUGGUUGAUGUAGCUUCCAUAGAUUGAUCCAUUUUAAAGGUUUCUUGGGCCCAGCUGGUUGUGCUUCAUUUUUGUCUUGUGUACAGAGUGCUCUCUGUACCCCAUUAGCCUGGGCACAUACUUUUGUUUUUGUUCUUGUCCUAGUGGGGAUGUUUUUUAUCAUGAGAUAAUGUAUGUCGUCACUUCUGAUAGCAAUUGUUUCCUGUGGAAACAGCAGCUUCUGAGUAAGAGGCUACCAUAGCAUGGGUUAAAUUGCCUGUCAUGCUGCAUGUGCCUGAGGACACAGUGUCAUCCUGUGGUGUAUUCACAGCAGGAAUUCUUCUAAAGGGAAACUAAGUAUUUAAUGCCCACAGUGCCAGUCUUCUGAAAAGAUUUGUCCUAAGUUCAGUACACUUUGGAGGUACUUCAAAGACGUGAAAUAGAGAUGUACACUUCAUAUUCUGCCAAAGCAAUGUCCUUGACAGCACUGGGCUGGUUGUGAGACCCAGCAAAGCUAACUUGUAUUCUCUGUAGUCCCAAAUGAACUAUUUUAAAAAAAGGAAACAUUUAAGAAAUAAUAAAUACAUUAGUCUAUUUCCUUUUGCUUUCAUACCCAGUAAGUUAGGAAACAAGUUCCAUCUAAAGGAAUUCACAUUACAUCUUUUCAGUCUACAAGCACCAAAAUUCAGCUGUUCAGAGAAUUAAUACAAGGCAAUAUCUGGGUAUAAGAUUAAAAGAAAAGUUUCAAUAAACACAUUUUCUGUGUAUAAAGCUUAUUAAAAACUUAUUCAUUCUCUGAAUUACUGAAGUAAGUGGUAUGUGUUGGGAGAACAAACUCUGAAAGUUUGUGAUUUUUGGAUUUUUUUUUUUUUUGUUUUUAAGUCUUACCCUCUCCUUCCUCCACUAAAAAAGAAAUGUGUUGUAGAAGCUAUGGUAUACUAGCUUGGUUAUUCUGCUUGGUGUUUUGUAAAGGCCACCUAAGAUACAUUGUACUCUGUAACUAAAACACCAUAUUAUGGUAAAAGUGGUUCUUAAAGAUUGGAACAUUCUGGCUCAUGGUGAUCCCAGAUCUACUGGUCCCACACAUUGUGGAGAUCUCUGCUGGUACAAGUCUCUGCAGGCCAUACCACAGACACCCUACACCUGCCUUCUGUGCUGGGUUUGACAUGUAACACAAAACUCUAUGUCCAGACUUACAGGCUAGCUGGCCAUGAUAGAUGGUUUUUAUAACAAAAUGCCUUUCUACUACUUACAUGAACAGUUGUGUUUGGCUCAUGAGGCACUAUUUAAAAUGUUUUUAAUUAAAAUUGUCUUAUAGCACUUAAAAUUGUUUUGUAUAAAAUUUGCUGUAAAGAUUUGUAAUAUGGUCAAAGGGCUCUUUCUCCUUCAUUACCAUUUUUAAAAAUGUUUUAAAAGCUAGAAAGCAUCUUGUAUAUAUUCUGUAUAUGUAUAGCAGCACAUUUCAUGUAUGGAAAUAUGUUCUCAGAAUAUUUAUUUACUAAUAUAUUUAUCUUAAGCCAUGUCUUAUGUUGAGAGUGUGUGACAUUAUUGUAAUAAUCAUUGAAAAUCACUAACACGAGGCCCUGUAAAUACAUGAUAAUUGCACACAAAGAUUUUACAGUACUUGCCGACCAAAAAUGAUUUAAGACAAGUGUAGUUACUUGCAGUUUUGUAAGAAAGUGUACAAAUGUCUGUAUUAAAAGAAAAAAAAAAAAAAAAGGCAAAACCACACAAAAAAUACAGUUUUAUUGCAUAUACAUGUGGGAGUUGUCCUUCUUGUUUUGGGGGAAAGGACAUAGAUAGCUGUUCUCGUCAAAGUAUAGUCCUAGAUAUACUGAGAUGAACUCUAAUAAAUAACAUUUUUUUCCUUUUUCUAAAAAUAACAUAUAGGUGGAUAUGUAUAUGCCUUUACACAGCACACCAGUUAUUGGGGGGGAGUGGGGGGUAGGUGUCACACAAGCUCCUGAAUGAGAAGUACCACAUCUGCUAAAAGAAAUCCUCAUUUAUGGGUGGAACCUGCCUGUUCCUUGUAGCAGGGGAACUUAACUCCUUUGUAAUUUCAGGUAAAAGUAAUUUAUUGCCCUGAAAUAAAAUUGAGAGAGCAUGAUACAGGUGGACACAACUGGGUAAGUCAUAGUUUGAAUAUUCAGUAGCUUGAAUCAAGCUAGAUGGAAUCACUGGUGCUGCUGAAGUGAAAAUCAAUACUGUGGUACUUGUUUUGUCAGCAGAGAGCACAAUUUCAUCAGAGAUGUUUAUGCAGACAGCAGAGGAGGGAGCCUGGGGGGGUGUGGCUCUGUGUGUGUAUGUACAUGUGUAUUUCUGUAUGUUAUUGUGUAAGCUCUUCACCUUCAUGUAUUAUUCAUUUCCCAUCCAGCCAUAUAGUCACAGAGCCUUUUUCAGGAUUCUCCAGCUUCUUCCUUAUCCCAAAGAUUUUUACCUGGUAAUCCCCUGGAUUUUCCCUGUCUCUCAUCCAUGUUCAAAUGCACUGUAAUUAAUCACCUCAGGACUCAGCCAAGAAAUGAGCCUUACUUCUCUGCAAUGCUCCUUGUUUCAUAUGUGGUAACUCCAUUUGGGAUGACCAUUCAAGAGAAUUAAUUAAUAGUGGACCCUUCACAGCCUGAGUUCCCAUCCUGUCUCAGGUGCAAUGGAAAAUCCUGUGUGGGAAGACAGGCAUCAUAGUGGAGAAGCAACAGGAGCAAGUGCUUCCCAAUUAAGUAUGUGCCCCUUUUUUCAUGAAGUGAACAGAAUCUUUGCAAUUGCCAGUGAUUACAGAUAUGCUUUUUAUCUGCAAAAUAGUUCAUGAAACACUUGUUUUUACAAAUAGCAUUAUGAGGGUGGCUGGUAAUGUGUAUUUUGAGACGUGACAUCUGAGCCUCCCUUCUCUUCCCUCCCUUCACCUCCGUCUGCUGUUGCUGCUGGUGUUCUGUUUUCUCAUUUCCUGUUCUGAAGAAAACUGUCAGGUGAUUGUGCUUUUCAGAACAGGACAGACCACCAGCCUCAGUGUCCCACAGAAUAAUCAGUGAGCCCAGGUCCUGUCUCCAUGAAAGACAGCGGUGGGCUGCUGGCUGAACUUGUGUGUGGUGCCAAGCUCUGUGGGGUAUUCUGUCUAGUCUUUGUUGUGGCUUUUUAAAAAGGACUAAAUGUAAAUAUUUCCUGUCCAAAAUGAACAUUUUGAUACUUGGCAAGGGGGGAAGGUUCCUUUUCAGGUUUGAUGUUUAAGGAACAAGUUUGUGACAAAAUGAGAGUCUUGUGGGGCACCACAAACCUCCACAGAACCUCGAUAAAGUAGAAAAAGCCAAGCAGGAGCAGAUUAUUCUUAAGGGAUUGUACAUUAUGGUAACACUUGGUGUUCCUGUAACACUAUCUGCAAUACCCCAUGCAUCUGCCAAAUCCUAUGACAGCUGUUAGGUAACGUUUGUUACUUGGGUAGUGUGAAGAGAAAAAUGCCCUUAAUAGGACAGCCAUGUUCAUACCCUGUGGAGCCAGCCUGGCCUAAUUCUCUGGCCAGGGAGACAAUAACAUACCUGAAACCAGAUAUUUUAUCUUGCAGUGAAAGCACUGUGCUCCUGUGACUUAAAUGCCUCACAGAAAAGUGUCUCUUUCAGAAUAAAAAACACGUUUCCCUCAUGGGGAAUGAAACUGCUGCUUAGGAAACAACCAAGAAAAAAGAAGGGAACAGUUCCCAGAAAGAACCAAAAGUGCCAGAGUCUCAUAAACUGGAAUGGCAAGAAAGGAGAGGAGAGUCCAGUCCCCUGUGACAAUUGUGUUUCUAAAAGAAAAAUGAGUCUUCACAUGAAAAGCUGGAGACAGUUUUGGUAUUUGUCACUGGUUUUCUGGUGUUUACAUAAAACGUUGCUGAAGGUUUCUUAAACUGUAGCAUUAUUUUGGCCAGGAGGAAUUAAUUAGAGAAAAGAUGAAUCUUGCAAGCAAGUGGAAACAGCAUUACACAUUGCUAAAAUUUGCAAAGCAAACACCAAAAGACUUGUUACAGUUCUUUCUAAAAGUUUGAAAACACAAAAUGAAAACUUUCAAUUUGUUGUUACCUCAAAAAUUGUGUCUCAGAGCAAUGUCAUACUUUAUAUAUAAAGUAAUAAUUCUCAGCUCUAAUAUUCCGUAGUAACAUGUAUAACAGGCAGUGCUCUUGUAAUCUGCUAGUGAACUGCAGCAGUUUCUGCCUCCUUUAUUUCAUAUUUGUACACAUGUUUGUCAUCCCAACAACUCCUCCUGCACAAAUACACUGUAUUUGUUUUUUCAUAAUUAUUAUUUACAACAUUUGCUGAAUGCAGGGUGAACAGUUAUAAACACAGCACGUACUUCAGCAGCGAGUCAUUUCAAAUUUGAUUUAUUCUGGUUUCUUGACAGCUUUAUGUGUGGUUCAUGUGAUAGCUUUUGGACUUGUAGCAAAAUGUCUUCAGAUUGAAGUUCACAAUGCCAAAUUUCAUCCCAAAGCACAGGUGCUCAGUAAAUUUGAGUGGCGUGAAAAGUGUGUGUAAUGGGGAAUUUUUCUUACACAAAAAAUGGUAUGGUCUGAAAACAAUUGUAUUUUUUACUCUCAAGGUAGCAGAAUUGUUCAUAAAUGUCCAGAACAAUAUUCAGGUGAAACUAUCAGUGAACUGUAUUUCAUUGGAAGAUUGUGAAACGCUGCUGCAAGGCAGUAAGAACUAGUUGGACAAGUUUUUGUCAGGAGUUGUUUUUGUAGUUCACCCUUCCUUUAGGCAAAGUGGUGCGCUAGAAAAAUCUGUUCCUUCCCAUUGCCUGAGAAGGCUUAUUAAACAGAAGAUGAAAGUGGAAUAGCUACUUAUGCUCAUUCAGUGGCAGCCAUGUGUCUGCUGAUGGGUUUGGCCUGUAGUCAUCCAGGCUGCAGAUUCAGUGCAGUUUCUAGGACUAUCCAUAAAUACUUCCUAUUUAUGCUGUUGCUGGGGGGGUUAGAAUACAUAGACUUUAAUUCUGCAAUCCCACUGGACUGUUUGUGUGAGCAAUGUGAUAAACUUCCUCAGCAUUGUCCUGGCUGUAAAGAAUUUGGCACAAACAAGUCCUAAAGAAGAUAAUGCUUGAUUGAAAAAGCAGAUUACAUGUUUGGUGGUAAAAAUCAUCCAAAGAGAUGCACAUGAAUUUGCAGAAUCUGAUGAACAGCCUAAUACAAUUACAGGCUAGAAAUGAGAUUCAAAGGAGGAAAGUAUUUCUUACAGCAAUUGUUUUAUCAGCAUCUAUUCUGUCACAAAACUGAGGCUGAGUUCCCCUAUUCUCAAUGUCUGUCUAUCAUAUAUACCAAAGAAGUAUCUUUGAUUUUUUUUUUCCCUAUGGUUACAGUGUAUAGAAAAUUUAUUUUUCCCAGAGUGUAAACUAACAUCUUUUCUUCCUAUAAAAUGUUAGCAAGAUACAAGCAUAAUAUGCUGUAUUAAAUAAGCAUUUCCUAUACAUAUACAAAUAUAUAUAUAUUACUAUGAUAACACAUCACACAUUUUUACAUAACAACGUCUCUAUUUUCCCACAACAUAACAAUAUUAAGAUAAAAAUACAUAUAAAAUCAUGUAGUCAACAAACUAAGCUAGUUUUAAAUGUAGAUUUUGAACGAGGGAAGGCACUUGUCCAGCUGGCCCCUUUCCAGCUGAGCUCCACACACAGAGUAGGCUGCUGGAACUGGCUGCUGUGUGAAGGCAGCAGGCUCACGGAUCGCUCUGUGGCAGUUCCAGAAGUGCUCAUUGCCCCAGCUCCUGGGGCAGACAUCUGUCCUUGUCCUAUGGCUUAUUGUCUGCUUAGCUGUGGAUUCGGGGAGCUCUUAGCUCAUCUCCCUGUGCAGCCACCCCAGGAGCAAGGCCAGAGAGCUCAGCUCUGUAAAAAGUAACUCAGGGAAGAAAAAGCCAUGGCCAUUUUUGACCCAAUCAGUUUAUUGCACCACGACACAGCUGGUCACACCAACACAAGAGUGAGUAGGGGGCCAGAGCAGGAGCUGAAAUCCAAGUGAAUGAGGAGGCAGCUCCUCAUGAUGAUUUGGUUGUCACAACAGUUGCUUUUGACUCUGUAGUUACUGUCACAUUUGCAGCCUGUCCAGCCUCUUGAGGGAACUGCUAGGCAGGAGCUCAGAAGGCCAUUCAGAUACAAUUCCAAACAAAUCCUUCUGCAGUUAUUUUCAAUUUGUCAAAGAAAAUGGUGUAAACACCAACAUCCUGACGUGUCCCUGCUCUCCAUGCCAGCUCUCAGCUGGCUGUGUAGUGGGAGCAUUUCUUUUUGGGAUUACAACAGUUGUACAUGGUCACACUUUCUGCUUCUUUCUCCCCCAAACCCUUACAUCAAAGAUCAAAACAUGCUUUGUUAAUGGAUACCACAUAUCUUGGCCAUAAAUCAGCACACCUGAAGUGUCAGCACUACAAGUGUGAGUGACCCUACCACAUUUUGAAAAAAUCACACUGGAGAUCUACCUGCUCAUCAUGGUCUCAGCCCUGUAAAGUAAUAAGUGCUGUUUAAGGGACCCUGUCCAUGAAUUUCCAUCCAUUAUUCUGUUUACUAGCACUAGAAGUAUCUAGAAUCAGCCAAUCUGAAAGAUUUGGUGGGGAAUUACAUAG